Molecule: messenger RNA, 2315 nt
Organism: Williopsis jadinii
Lineage: Eukaryota; Fungi; Ascomycota; Saccharomycetes; Phaffomycetales; Wickerhamomycetaceae
Gene: MNL1
Product: alpha-1,2-mannosidase MNL1
Exons: 1
Coding region: 9-2291 (760 amino acids)
Biological process (GO): endoplasmic reticulum mannose trimming; mannose trimming involved in glycoprotein ERAD pathway; carbohydrate metabolic process
Cellular component (GO): endoplasmic reticulum; membrane
Molecular function (GO): mannosyl-oligosaccharide 1,2-alpha-mannosidase activity; calcium ion binding
Source: RefSeq, a predicted model, not a curated record
AACAUAGUAUGGUCAUUCAGCGAAUACUAUGGAUCUGUUUGUUUUUCGGUCUUGUACAGUGUACCAGCAGUUCCCACGGCUCGUUUACAAAGCAUCACUUGAGUCAUCUCCGCAACAAGACUAAGGUGCUGUUUUACCAUGGGUGGGAUUCGUACAUGGAACAUGGGUUUCCAGCAGAUGAGGUACGGCCUUUAUCUUGUACGAAAUACGAGAGAAGUGACGAUGUCUUUGAUAUUGAUAGAAAUGAUGUUCUAGGGAACUAUUCAGUGACGUUUGUCGACUCGAUAACCACAUUUGCCAUACUGGGCGAUGUCGAAAAGUUUGAACAGUACAUCAAGGUGAUUCGUGAGAUUGACUUCAACAUAGAUUCCACAGUCCAGGUAUUUGAGACAAGCAUUAGGGCAUUAGGGUCUUUGCUAUCGGCUCAUCUGUACGCACAGUACAAGUUCCAGCUGCCCAAUUACGAUGGGUUUCUUCUUAGGAAGGCACACGACCUCGGCAGCAGACUCAUAAGAGCCUAUACAGAGUCACCAAACGGGAUACCCGUUGCUCGAGUGAACUUGCAAACCGGUGUUGAGAAAAUUCCCAAGAAGUUGAUCGAAGAAACCUGUACUGCGGGUGCUGGGUCACCAAUGCUGGAACUCACUCUUCUUUCAAUUCUUACCAAUGAUACCUUGUUUGAAACAGUAUCAAGGGAUGCCUACUUUUCAAUCUGGAAUGCAAGGUCACCAACUGAUCUGGUUCCGAUGAGCUUAAACCCAUUAAAAGGCAAAUGGUUAAGUUCAAUUACUGGUAUCGGUGCUUCGAUCGAUUCGUUCUACGAGUAUGCGUUGAAAGGUGCCAUACUGUUCGAUGAUAGUGAAUUAAUGACUGUUUGGAAGAAAUCCUAUCAAGCGUUGAUGUCACAUGCAAAGAUGAGCUGGUUCAUGACUAACGUACAUGCUGAUACAGCAAUGAUUGUAACACCAUGGGUUGAUGCACUGAGUGCCUUCUUCCCAGGGCUACUAGUCCUUUCUGGAAAGGUUCAAAAUGCCAUGACUCUAUACAUGCCAUUUUUGAAGCUUUGGGACAAAUACGGGGGUAUUCCAGAGAGAUGGGAUUAUAUAGCACUGGAUGCCAAAUCCCAAGUGAUGUUCAGCGAUGAGGAAGUUAUUUCAUUGGAGUGGUAUCCAUUGAGACCAGAGUUUAUCGAAUCAACGUACUAUUUGUACAGGGCAACUAAGGAUCCUGUAUUUUUGAGAAUUGGCGAACAGAUACUGGAAGAUUAUGAGACUGUAUUCAAAGCACCUUGUGGGUUUGCAGGAUAUAGAGACAUUAGAACGAAAGAGAUGCAAGAUCGGAUGGAAUCAUUUGUCUUGAGCGAGACAUUCAUGUAUUUGUACCUGCUUUUCGAUGAAGAUAAUGAGCUGAACAAUGACGAACGGAUAAUCUUCUCCACAGAGGGACAUCCAUUUUGGUUACCUUCUGGUGUUUUGUCAAGCUACAGGCACUUCAAACAGAAGCAACAGAAUGAUUUGGAUGUGAAUAUUGAAAAAUCAUCAACUUCUAACGAUAGUGAGCUGUCGUGGGACGAGAAAGUUGUUAGCUUUCUGAAAGGAUUAUUUGAUGAUUACGAUUCACACUCAUUACCACCUAUAGAUGAGAAUGUCUUAGGAACAGACGCAUUUUCCAGCGAGGAAUGUUCUCCAGUUAUCAGCACAGAUGGGUUCUUUUCACAGUUUUUAGAGGACCCAAAUUCGUUUGUCAUUGAUUCAAAGUUCAAAUCGCAAUUCGGCUCCUAUAGGUCCAUGGUUGUUGAUGAGGCAGAGUUCUACUCCGUCUUCGCCCCACCAAAUGCCAUGUGCAACCGUGAAUAUACAACGGCGUAUAUGAACUUCAACUUUGGUGAAAUCAGUGAUAUAAAGAAUUGCCAUUUGAGAUACUCCGACCCGGAUUUCACGGUGAUGUCGCUAAAUGGACUGGUUUUAAAGCUAGAACUACUGAAAUAUGGCCAAAUCGACACCAGGAACGAGCUGAUCGAUUCCACGUUCUUGAACCAACACGCUAUCCCGCACGUACAGUACGACCUCGGUGGCAUAUGUACCCCAGAAGAUGAACUGUUUGCAAACAGCGUUUUCAGAAUCAGCACGGUCAACGGCAUAGACGUUGGACCUCAAGGUGUGCUGCGCAUCCUGUUCACGGAAAGGGCCGUGGAGAAGACCUCGAAGGGCAUGGUCAAGAUCAUAAACGACACGUCGCUGGCCAUCAAGGAUGUCUUAAUAACCAAUCUCGAGAUUGAAACAGUUCUAUAGGCCCGUAGUAAUAUACACCAGAGG